This is a messenger RNA of Lotus japonicus, 619 nucleotides long. Its product is annotated as protein SMALL AUXIN UP-REGULATED RNA 12-like. The transcript has a single exon. NCBI's taxonomy places the organism in Eukaryota, Viridiplantae, Streptophyta, Magnoliopsida, Fabales, Fabaceae. Gene Ontology annotation, biological process: response to auxin. The record is from RefSeq and is a predicted model, not a curated record. The coding region runs from base 110 to 481 and encodes 123 amino acids.
UUUCCAAGUACUCAUUGCACUUGCAACUCUCACUCCCUUUCUCCUUCAUUUGCUCUCCCUAUCUCUAAUUCUCCAUACCUCAUAAUACUUCUUAGAAGUGAGAACUACUAUGAAGUCAAGAUUUGUAAGAGGGUGCCUUAACAAGUGCAAGAAAAUGGGAAGCAGAGUCAAAAUCUGUGCUGCUUGUGAGAACUGCUGCAAAUGGGCUUUGUGGUCUUCCCUGCAUGAAAGCUGCUCCAUCCCAAGUGAUGUUCCAAAGGGACACAUGGUUGUUUACGUUGGCGAGAACCGUGCGAGAUAUGUGAUCAAGAUUGCUUUGCUCCACCAUCCGCUCUUCAGGGCCUUGCUGGAUCAGGCUCAGGAAGAGUAUGAUUUCAUUGCAGAUUCAAAACUCUGCAUUCCUUGCGAUGAAAACCUCUUCAUCAACGUCCUUCGCUGCACCGGCUCCCCGCAGAACCAAAGGGUGUGUCUGUGUUUGUGAGAAUUAAAUCACUUGUUGAGAGGUUUUCGUAAUUAUCAUGCUAUUGAAAUUCUAACCAUGCUGAUAUGUAGCUAUAUUAUGUUGUAAGUAGAUUGAGAUAUUCAUCAAUUCAAGAAGAGAGGGGAUUCUGAUCUUUUA